CUGUUUCUAGCUUCACGUCUGCGAUGUGUCUGAUGAUCCCGCUCUGACCCCUCGGUGCCACGGAAUAUGCUUUUUAUUUCCAGCCGUUACUCUUGGUCCGGACGCUCAUUAUGAAUCGAGUGAUUGCUCCGGGAAGCUCGAGCUCACACAGAAGACGCCUGACUCUGGGGAUUAUCGUUCUGCUUCUGGUCGAUGUCAUCUGGGUGGCAUCCUCCGAGCUGACGUCGUAUAUAUUUCAGGAAUACAACAAACCCUUCUUUAGCACCUUCGCAAAAACGUCAAUGUUUGUCCUGUAUCUGCUGGGCUUCAUCGUGUGGCGUCCAUGGAGGCAGCAGUGUACCAAACGCCUGCGCGGGAGACGUCCUGCUUUUUUUACAGAUGCUGAAGCUUAUUUCACGGCGUGCACUACAGACCAUUCACUCGCCAACGCGCUGAGCGAACCCCUCUACGUUCCUGUUAAGUUCCAUGAUUUGCACACUGAGAAAGUUGUGAAUCUGAACAAUGAAACAGACAAAACAUCCAAAAAGCCGCGGGUUAGAUUUAGUAAUCUAAUGGAGGUCCGGCAGCUUCCUUCCAGUCAGGCUGUGGAAGCCAAGUUAUCGCGCAUGCCUCAUGGUCCUGUUCGGGAUACCGAGUCUAUGCUGAGAUCAGUCAGUAAGCUGUCGGUCUGCCAGGUGGCGAAGAUCAGCUUCUUUUUCUGCUUUGUGUGGUUCUUGGCAAAUUACUCUUACCAAGAGGCGCUUUCUGACACACAGGUUGCGAUAGUUAACAUCAUUUCCUCCACAUCCGGUUUAUUUACCUUGAUCUUGUCCUCUGUGUUCCCGAGUAACAGCGGCGACCGAUUCACUCUGUCCAAGUUACUGGCCGUUGUUCUGAGCAUUGGCGGCGUGGUCCUGGUUAGUUUGUCGGGAUCCGAGAAAUCUGCUGGAAAAGAUACUAUUGGUUGCCUCUGGUCACUGGUCGGCGCGAUGCUUUACGCUGUCUACAUAGUCAUGAUAAAGCGUAAAGUUGACCGGGAGGAUAAGCUGGAUAUACCCAUGUUUUUUGGAUUCGUGGGACUCUUUAACCUCUUGCUUCUGUGGCCGGGCUUUUUCCUUCUGCACUACACGGGCUUUGAGGCCUUCGAGUUCCCCAGUAAGCUGGUAUGGAUGUACCUGGUGAUAAACGGGCUCGUGGGGACCGUUCUCUCAGAGUUCCUCUGGUUAUGGGGAUGCUUCCUGACCUCCUCUCUCAUCGGGACGCUGGCCCUGAGCCUAACAAUCCCUCUGUCCAUCAUUGCGGACAUGUGCAUGCAGAAGGUCCGCUUCUCUUGGGUGUUUUUUGCUGGGGCUGUCCCUGUCUUUGUAUCAUUCUUUGUUGUAACUCUCCUGUGCCAUUACAAUAACUGGGAUCCCGUCAUGGUGGGGAUACGAAGGGUUUUUGCCUUCAUUUGCCGAAAGCAUCGGAUUUCAAGGAGCGAAGACGCGGAGCAGAGUGAGAGUUUGAUACCCUUGAGCAGCGUCUCCGAGGAGGGAGGAUCGAGCCAAUAGUGCAGAUUUCUGUAUUCUUGCCUCCGUAUCUGGAUGCAGAUGUUUCCUGGCGAAGUGACAAUCAUCUACCUGCGAACCCUGGUGCUGUCUCACCUGUCUCAUGCUGCAUUUCCAUGUGGGUCUGUCUAGCACCCACCUGCCUUAUCGAGCCCCGGCACCCAAACUCUACGCACGAGGAAAUGCCGCUAUCAGCUCCUUUAACUUAUUUUCCGUUUUCUGUAAAUGUUGCCGAGUGAAAAGGUGCAAAUAAUUGUUUUUUUAAAAAAAUGGACUCUUUAUCAAACUUUGUAUAAAAAAAUCCCCAGGAGUCUGUGGGAGAAGCAGUCAGAAUGUACAUGCGCUGCUGGCAGCUCCGUCUCAUACCGUGCACCGCUAGUGCUCCACCAUUGAUGAUAUUGUUGGAUGGACGGCUGCCGUACAGAGUAAUUAUGAAGUUCUCACUUCUGGAUACUUGAAGGUCUUUCUUUCUUUUGUUGUUUUUGGUAAAUUUGAGACGGACCCGGGAAAUUUCUUGGUAGCGUGACGAUUCUGACCUUGGUUCUGACCUUCGGGUUGUUGGCUGUGUUCAGUGUUGUCUGUUUUACUUUUGGUCUGCCCCUUGAAGCUGACACUUUUCAGAAUCCUCACGCACCUGAAAUAUUACUCUGGAUUUUCCCUGACCGGUGUGGUGGCUGCCAGUCGGUACCGACGUGUCUCCUGUUCAUCUUCUCGAGGGUGUUCUGUGUCCCCCCCGAAUCUUUGUGAUGGUGACGGAUGCCCGCUCCAUGUAUAUUUAGGGACUUUGGUGUGUUGGAGUGUGCCU
Spea bombifrons (plains spadefoot toad) is the source of this 2331-nucleotide messenger RNA. RefSeq names its product solute carrier family 35 member F5 (gene SLC35F5). The coding region runs from base 111 to 1529 and encodes 472 amino acids. Gene Ontology annotation, cellular component: membrane. The transcript has 15 exons. Lineage: Eukaryota; Metazoa; Chordata; Amphibia; Anura; Pelobatidae. Gene Ontology annotation, biological process: regulation of peptide transport. The record is from RefSeq and is a predicted model, not a curated record.